Messenger RNA from Laetiporus sulphureus 93-53, 2750 nucleotides. Its product is annotated as patatin-domain-containing protein. Gene Ontology annotation, molecular function: triacylglycerol lipase activity. NCBI's taxonomy places the organism in Eukaryota, Fungi, Basidiomycota, Agaricomycetes, Polyporales, Laetiporaceae. The record is from RefSeq and is a predicted model, not a curated record. Bases 60 to 2603 code for a protein of 847 amino acids. Gene Ontology annotation, biological process: lipid metabolic process. The transcript is spliced from 20 exons.
CCUCUGCCCACCACCUUCGACUAUCAAACCUCAUCUCUUUCUGAGAACAUUUCUGUUUCAUGCGGCCUAGUGACACCGCGAACAUACCGUCCGCAGGGCCCAGUGCAAUUCCAGAGCUCGAUGCGAGUUAUGUGGACGAAUCACAUAUGCAGGCCUUCGCGGAGGCACUGCGCACGGAAGACUACGAUCUGAACGACCAGCCGUCGGCGGACAGUGUCAGUGUACGAAGCGGUGCGACGACGCCUCGCGUGCGGAAGAUAUCCGCUUUGUCAGAUUUUGCGCCGGUCAACGUGAAAGUAAGCAGGCGCAGGAGGUCAAAGAAGCCGCCGCCAAGGCGACAGGAAUGGCUCUAUCUGAUUGUUCGGUGGCCGCUUCUGACGCUCAUAUUCUUAUUCAUUGCUGUCCAAUUCAGCCUGUAUGUGCUGAUUCGGCAGCUUGUCAAUGCGAAGGAAUGGUUGUCUGCUUGGCGUGGUCGCAAGGGCGUUCUUCGCCAAAGGCUGCGCAAUGCACAGACUUACCAAGAAUGGAAAGAAGCAGCGCUUGUGCUUGAUGAAUACAUGCAUUUCGAUGAGUGGAAGCAUAUAGAAGAGGAUCCUUAUUAUGAUUGGAAAUUGGUCAGGAGGGUCCGGAGGUCCCUCAGGACUCUCAGGGAGAGGAAGGACGUGCGCAGUCUCUUGGAGGUGCUCGAGACAUGUGUCCGUCACAACUUUGCCGGUGUCGAGUCUGCAAGAUUGUACAGUGAAACAUUCUAUGGCACUAAAGAUUUGAUUGAAGAUUACGUUAAUGAAGAAGAGAAGGCACUGGAAUUUGUUCGCGAGUCUGUGGAACUACCGAAUGACGAGAAGAGACGGUUCUUCAAGAGCGUCAACACGAACCUGGGGACAUCCGCACUGUGUCUGUCUGGUGGUGCUUCCUUCGGCUACUACCAUUUCGGAGUGGUCAAAGCGUUCUUGGAUGCCGGUCUUCUCCCACGUGUGAUCUCAGGUACAUCCGCUGGCGGUGUUGUCGCUGCCAUGGCAUGUACAAGAACGGACGCGGAGCUGAAGCGGAUGCUUGUACCUGAGCUGGCAAGGCACAUUACAGCCUUUGAGGAGCCUUUCGGCUUGUGGAUCAAGCGGUUCUGGACUACAGGUGCCAGAUUCGACGGUUUGCUGUGGGCGAGGAAGCUCUGUUUCUUCACGCGCGGUUCUAUGACCUUCAAGGAAGCAUAUUUGCGCACUGGACGGAUUUUGAAUAUCUCUGUCGUGCCGGCCGAUCGUCAUUCGCCGACGAAGCUGCUCAACUAUGUGACAGCGCCGGACACGAUCAUCUGGAGCGCGCUGCUCGCGUCUGCUGCUGUACCUGGUAUCUUGAAUCCAGUCGUCCUCAUGCAGAAGCUGAAGGAUGGUAGGAUUGUACCAUGGAGUUGGGGCAGUAAAUUCAAGGACGGAUCGCUCAGGGUUGACAUUCCCGUUCAAGCUCUUAACUUGUACUUCAACGUCACGCAUCCGAUUGUGUCGCAAGUGAACCCGCAUGUGCAUCUUUUCUUCUUUGCCCCACAAGGAUCUGCUGGGAAGCCGGUUGCACACCGGAGGAGUAAAGGAUGGAGAGGAAACUUUCUUCUGUCUGCUGCGGAACAAUGGUUGAAGCUCGAGCUUACGAAAAACUUUAAGUUGAUUCGUGAUCUCGACUUACUACCCCAACUGCUCGGUCAAGAUUGGUCAAGCGUGUUUCUACAGCGUUUCGAAGGCAGUGUAACGAUUUGGCCGAGGACCCGGAUCAUGGACUUUAUGCAUAUUUUGAGUGACCCUGAUCAGGUGGAAUUGGCAAGAAUGAUAUAUGUCGGUCAGCUGGUCACUUGGCCGAAGUUGCACAUGAUAGAGAACAGGUAUCGUCUCGAGAAGCAGAUUUUUCUUGGCAGACAGGCUGUCCGAAAGGCUUUGUCUCGAACCCAGGAAAAGUCUGCCCAGAAGCUGGAUGCGAUGCCGCACGAGCGAGUUCCUGUUCCCAAUACCGGCACGAAGCUUCCCACCCUCGUGGGCACGCCCACGCUUACGACGGCAUUAGAUUCACCACUUCCAAUGGACACCGAUGCGGAGACUGCGUAUCUAAAUCGGACCCGUAAACACGAGCGCAAACCUACUUCGCCCACCGUGAAUGGCUACACUGCUGGCGGUAGCUCUCAUGAUUCUCAUCGUCAAUCCGUCAAACGUCGAACAUGGGCGGCAUCUGUGUCGCACCGCACGGAUAAAGAUGUUACGAAUGAGGGAGAUCAUGGGGCAGCGACGCCUGGUUCCCCGCCGCCGAAUGACAGCGAGCAUCAACAUGCGCAAGCUGCGGCUCGACAGACCUCAUCCGCUCCAAGCAAUCCUGUCGAGUUCUUGCGACGGCUAGGCAAUGGGACCAUCGCGGCUACGCUCGCACCAUUCUCGUCCAUGCGGCGAAAUAACAGGGAGCAAGACGACAGGACGGUUGACCCGUCGUGGUCUGGGGACAGUUCGUCGGAUGACGAUGACCUAUCCGUCAUAUCCCGGAGGCAUCGACCUCCUUCGGUGUUUGAUUUGAGAUCGGAUAUGGAGAGAAGGUACCAAGAAGACGACGUUCAUGACAAUGAUGACUUGUAGCUGCAACCUCCGCUCUAGAGAUUUUUCACUGGAAACACGGUAUAGGGUAGCACUUAGGAUCUCACUUUGUAACAUUUCGUCACAGUGCUCUGCAUGUACAAUAUCCACAUCAUUGCUAUUAUGCAUGUAUCAUAUGUAAAACUCCCA